AAUUCUCCAAAAUGAAGAGCAACAGGAAAUGACAUUCUGCUUGUAAAUAAUGUGGCAAAGUUUUAAAGAAAAACGUCAAAUUUGCCAUGAAUGUGCAUAUGAUAGUGUUAUUCCAUUUUCUUUUGUUAAGUUUAAGUAACGUGAUUAGUUUGGCAAGUGAUUUAAGGGCAGAAGUGGUGGAGGAUUUAAACCAGAUUGAUCCAUCGGACGUCGUGUUAGAAUACCCCUAUAAAGUUGACGGCGGCAUACGUGUAAAGAGGGACUGCUCACAUGUCGCCUACGGUCACUUAGAUAGUCAAACAUAUCCCGCACAUGGGACUGAGGAUAAAGAUGGGAAAGGAGUUUCGGAUAAACUGACAUUACCAAUUGUUGAUUCUCAGCAAUUAACUGUUACUGUUUUUGGCAGAAAUGUGAAAGUACAUAUAGCAUACAUACAUAACCCCAUGAAGACUUUCUCGGUGUACGAGCCGCUACACGAGGGCACGUGCAAACUCAGAGAUAAAACAAUAAAUUUAGCUAAAGUACAAGUAACAGCAGAAAGCAAACGAUGUCUUGUAGCAACAAAUGCAGGAUUGUUUAACACACAUAACGGAGCUUGCUAUGGUAAUAUAGUAAGCGAUGGUAGAUUGGUACAAGAUACUGAGGGGUUACAGAAUGCUCAUUUUGGUAUAACAAAAUUGGGAGAAAUUUUCACUGGAUAUCUGUCUGAGAUUGACCUAGUUAAAGAUGAUUUUUUACAACUAGUUGGUGGUGUUAUCUGGGUUCUUAAAGACGGCCACAAUCACGUAGAUGAAAGUAUAAACAGUGAGUGUAGGGAUACAGAAGAGACUGGCACAUUGCAGACAUUUGCCUCCGUUAUUUCUGCGAGAACUCUGGUCGGUCAUGACAAACAGGGCCGAGUGAUGAUAAUGCAGGUCGAAGGGAAGACGGGAGUCGCUGGGGCAAGUUUGUAUGAUGCUGCAGGUCUGAUGAAGGAUCUUGGUGCUGUUAACGCCAUAAAUCUGGACGGUGGUGGAUCAUCAACCCUCGUCAUGAACAAUACUCUAGUCAACCAUCCCUCUGAUAAAUGUGGGAAAUACAAUUGUGCCAGAAAAGUGUCUACGAUAUUAUGUGUGCACGAGCCGCAUUGUUUAUCCAAAGAUUGCAGUGGACAUGGUGUGUGUGAGUUAGGAGAAUGCCGUUGCCAUGGUUAUUGGAAAGGAAUUAACUGUGAUAAAUUAGAAUGUCCAGGGGACUGCAGCAAUCAUGGUGUUUGUGCUGAGGCAGUUGGGUGUAUUUGUUUACCUGGUUACCAUGGUAAAAACUGUUCCUCCUCGUGUAAAGAUGGGGUUUAA
Messenger RNA from Ruditapes philippinarum (Manila clam), 1334 nucleotides. RefSeq names its product N-acetylglucosamine-1-phosphodiester alpha-N-acetylglucosaminidase-like. The record is from RefSeq and is a predicted model, not a curated record. The coding region runs from base 87 to 1334 and encodes 415 amino acids. The transcript has 7 exons. Lineage: Eukaryota; Metazoa; Mollusca; Bivalvia; Venerida; Veneridae.